Molecule: messenger RNA, 2158 nt
Organism: Fusarium redolens
Lineage: Eukaryota; Fungi; Ascomycota; Sordariomycetes; Hypocreales; Nectriaceae
Product: major facilitator superfamily domain-containing protein
Exons: 6
Coding region: 94-1791 (565 amino acids)
Biological process (GO): transmembrane transport
Molecular function (GO): transmembrane transporter activity
Source: RefSeq, a predicted model, not a curated record
GGGCAUGUUCUGCACGUAACGAUUUCCGAAAAUGCGAUGACCACACAAACAUUGGCAUUCUCGGCGCGUGAUUAACUCCUCGUCUUUCAUUGGAUGCGAUUAUCUCUUGGUACGGUCUUAAUGCAGCUAGAGGAUCAUCGGGUCUCUGAGAUAAAGCCCACGCGACUUCCUUUUCUCAUGAUCAUCUUGCGCUCUUUUAAUCAUUUUCUCAAUCUUUCAGUUAUUCAGGCAAAAAUCGACAUCAUGUCUUCUGCGAAAAAGAGUCAGGAUGGGUUGGAGGAGCAGAAUGGACCUCACUAUGGUACUAUCGAUGUCAAGGUUGGCAGUCAACAGGAUCUUCUUGACCUUCAGGAUCUGGACCCUGCUUUCAAUCAGAAAAUGCGACUCGUCAACGACGCCAUUGACGAAAUUGGUUGGACGCCGUAUCACCUGAAGUUAUUCUUCUUAAACGGCUUUGGUUACGCUGUUGAUUCAAUGAUCACACUCUUUCAGUCCAUCAUCGCGACACAAGCCUUCCGAGAGUUCGGAGAAAAGGGCUACGCCAACGGCAUGACCAUCGCAGCCUACGUCGGCAUGUUGACUGGCGCUCUCUUCUGGGGAUUUGGCGCCGACAUUAUCGGGAGAAAGUACGCCUUCAACAUUACGCUUUUUCUCUGUUCGAUCAGCUGCAUCAUCGCUGGCGGAAUGCCCAACUGGGCAUCUCUGGGACUUUUCGUUGCGCUGCUCAGUUUUGGCGCUGGCGGCAACCUCGUCAUGGACACAGCUGUUUUUCUCGAGUAUCUCCCGAGUAACAAGCAAUGGCUUCUAACUCUGAUGGCCUGUUGGUGGGGUUUCGGUCAAGCCAUUGCGGGUUUCAUCGCUUGGGGAUUCAUGGUCCCCGAUCGUUGGAACUGCGUUGAUGUUGAGACUUGUACACAAAGUAACAACAUGGGUUGGCGAUACGUCAUGUUCACGGGUGGCGCCCUCGUAUUCUUUCUAUCGCUUCUUCGAGUCACUGUCAUCAGACUUCGCGAAACACCCAAGUACCUGCUCGGUGUUGGAAAAGAGGAAGAAGUGAUUGAGACAUUCCAGUACCUGGCGACCAAGUACAAUCGCACUUGCUCUCUCACUUUGCAGGAUCUGGCUGCGUGUGGUACUAUCACUUCGGCACAUAGCAAGAACCGAUUCUCGAUAAGCGAGACGAUGAUCCAUAUUCGAGGUCUGUUCAGCACCAAGAAGAUGACCAUCUCAACCGCCAGCAUCUUUCUGUCCUGGACACUGAUCGGUCUUGCGUACCCUCUUUUCUAUGUCUUCCUUCCGUCGUAUCUUGCCAGCAGAGGCGCUGUCUUCAAUCGCUCAAAGUUCGAAAUCUGGCGUAACUAUGCUCUGACAAACAUCAGCGGUAUCCCAGGCCCCGUCGUUGCGGGUUUUAUGUGCAACACCAAGCUUGGCCGCAAGUAUACAAUGGUCAUCGGUGCUUUGAUCAGCAUGGCCUUCUUCUUUGCCUAUACUUCUGUGAAGACAUCUGUGCAGGACAUCACGUUCACUUGUCUGAUCGCCUUCUGCAUCAACAUCUACUACGGCACUCUUUAUGCCUACACUCCUGAGGUUCUGCCAAGUGCUCAUCGUGCUACUGGAAGUGCUAUUGCUGUCGCAUGCAAUCGCGUGAUGGGAAUCGUAUCAGCCGUUGUCGCGAGUGAAGCUAACACCGACACGCCUGCCCCUCUAUAUGUCUGUGCUGCAUUGUUCCUUGCAAUGGCAGCCGUCUCGGCAUCAUUCCCAUUUGAACCAUAUGGACACCGAAGCUCAUGAAGGAUUGACUCGUUCAAGUUGCAAGCUCUGAAUGAUUUGACGAUGGACGGAGAAGUCUUCUUCAAGCUUCACCACGAUACAACAGGAACUGGAUGCUAUGCAGAACAAGCCCUGAACUGCAGGCCAGAGAAUGCUAUAACCGUACAGUAGAGGUCACUGCACCCUCGUAAGCUGACCAACAGAAAAUAUUCUUAAGAAACAGUGUUUAGCAAUGAAUUGUUUUGAGCAAAAACCUUAUGUUCCUCGUAACUCCAUUAAACCCAACGAGCAGCAGUUGAGAAAUUGGCAGCGUCUGGCCUUAGCGACGAGAGUAAAUGCUUUAAGUUCUUUAUAGAAGCAAAACAGUAUUAUUUGUAACCAAUUGCCG